AUGAGUUUGUGCGUCGGCUUGGGAGCUAGUUCACGCCACGCUAAUUACGCUCUGUACGCGGAGACCUGCGAGCGCCACGGGAAGACCACGGCAAGACCACAGCAAGACCACGGCAAGACCACGGCAAGACCACGGCAAGACCACGGCAAGACUACGACAAGACCACGGCAAGACCACGGCAAGACCACAGCAAGACCACGGCAAGACCACGGCAAGACUACGACAAGACCACGGCAAGACCACGGCAAGACCACGGCAAGACCACGGCAGGAUAGAGAACCCCAUCUGCAUUCCUUCCCAAUUAAGCCGCCAUCAUCUGAUUCCAAUUACUCUAAUUAUAGCAGCGAGGGAUACGAGCCAAGCCGGGGAAAAGGCAUAAAACGGCCUGGACACGACGGCCUGGACACGACGGCCCGGACACGAUGGCCCGGACACGACGGCCUGGACACGACGGCCUGGACACGACGGCCUGGACACGAUGGCCCGGACACGAUGGCCCGGACACGACGGCCCGGACACGACGGCCCGGACACGACGGCCCGGACACCACGGCCCGGACACCACGGCCCGGACACCACGGCCCGGACACCACGGCCCGGACCAUAG
Molecule: messenger RNA, 606 nt
Organism: Knipowitschia caucasica
Lineage: Eukaryota; Metazoa; Chordata; Actinopteri; Gobiiformes; Gobiidae
Source: the annotation of a GenBank genome assembly